AGGCAGCAGGCUCUACAGGCAGAGAUGGAGAAUCUGUCGUUGCGCUUGUAUCAUAAAGAGCAGCUGUAUGUUGAGUUGAGCAUCAAAUAUGAACAACUGCUGCAGCAGCAGAGUGAUGUCAUGCAGCAGCAUGGAGUGUCUGUGACAGAGGACAGGUCACUGCUGUGUCUGCAGCUGGAGCAGAUGAGCUGUGGUUUACAGCAGCUGCAGGGCUCAGAGACACAGCUGGUGGGCCUGGUGGACGAGCUGCAUCAGGAGGCCCAGCUCAAAGCUCAGCAGUCGGAGGUUCUGGAGAUGAAGCUCUAUGAGGAGGUGCAGUCAAAGUUACAGCUCACAGAAGACUUACAAAUGCAAUUAAACAGUAAAUCACUGGAGCUGGAGGAGCUGCAGAUGUCCCAUGAUGCUUUGCAGCAGGACCUGUGUGACCAGAGCAUCGCCCACCAGAGGACGAUAGAGAACCUGCAGCGAAAGAACACAGAGAGUCUCCACAAACUCCAAGAGACGGCCGGACAGUUUGAGCAAAUGUGUGAGCAGCAGCGCCAGUGGAUGAGCUGUGUGAAGAGGUUUAAAGAGUGUCUGUCAGGUGAGAAGGAGUCCCUGGAGCUGCAGGUGAACAGCUUACAGAUGGAACUGGACGCGGUCAGGAGAACUCUUUGUCCAGAUCAUCUCACAGACACAUGCAGCCGAUGGGAUGUUGAGGAGUCUGAUCUCCAAACUGAGGUCCUCCGAUGGAAAACUCUGUAUGAAGACCUGCUUAACAAAGUCCCCAAACAUCAGGCGCAGCGGUCAGUGGAUGGAAACCUUGAGCCCCCGUGAGAAUCCAAACACAGUCAACAGCUUCAUUGUGACCCGAACAUGAGUCACACACACACACACACACACACACACAACCCCAGAAUAUCAGUUUCU
This is a messenger RNA of Triplophysa dalaica, 909 nucleotides long. Its product is annotated as involucrin. The transcript has 6 exons. The coding region runs from base 25 to 816 and encodes 263 amino acids. NCBI's taxonomy places the organism in Eukaryota, Metazoa, Chordata, Actinopteri, Cypriniformes, Nemacheilidae. The record is from RefSeq and is a predicted model, not a curated record.